AUGACUUGGCUCCAAUGGGCUCAGUUCUUCUGCGGAUGGCUGGCUUGGACGUGCGACGCUAUCGACUUUUUCUCUGUAUCCCUCAGCGUUACGCACCUUCAAAAUCAAUUCAAUAAGUCUACUCAUGACAUCACGACCGCAAUUACCCUCACAUUGUUGUUCCGACCGCUGGGAGCGGUGUUAUUCGGCAUUGUCUCGGAUCGCUAUGGCAGGAAGUGGCCCCUCGUUUGUAACCUUGUCCUUGUCGCCGUCCUCGAGCUCGGCGCUGGAUUCGUGCAAAACUUCAAGCAGUUCCUUGCGCUCCGAUCCCUCUUCGGUAUUGGCAUGGGUGGGAUCUGGGGUCUAGCAGCUUCCACAGCUCUAGAAAACUUGCCCGUCGAACUUCGCAGUGUCGGUAGUGGUUUCCUACAGGAGGGUUACGCGGUUGGAUACCUCAUCGCUGCUGUGAUCAAUCUAUACCUCGUUCCAGAGGUGCAAGGUAUCUUCAUUGGUGUCGUCGCCGCAUUCGUCGUCUUCAUCACCAUCGUCGGACCUGAAAAACACGGUUCGCACUUUGAGCAACACAAAGCUGCCUUCGAGCAAGGCGCCGCGGAAGACGAUAUCCCGGAAAAUGAUUUUGUAUCCAGAGGCCCUGACGAGAAGGAGAGCAGCAUUCACCAAACUGAGUGA
Laccaria bicolor S238N-H82 is the source of this 669-nucleotide messenger RNA. RefSeq lists its product as uncharacterized. Gene Ontology annotation, cellular component: plasma membrane. The coding region runs from base 1 to 669 and encodes 222 amino acids. Gene Ontology annotation, molecular function: secondary active monocarboxylate transmembrane transporter activity. Gene Ontology annotation, biological process: plasma membrane lactate transport. The record is from RefSeq and is a predicted model, not a curated record. NCBI's taxonomy places the organism in Eukaryota, Fungi, Basidiomycota, Agaricomycetes, Agaricales, Hydnangiaceae. The transcript has 6 exons.